Molecule: messenger RNA, 444 nt
Organism: Striga hermonthica
Lineage: Eukaryota; Viridiplantae; Streptophyta; Magnoliopsida; Lamiales; Orobanchaceae
Source: the annotation of a GenBank genome assembly
AUGGCAAAAAUCCUUUCUUUUCAUCCUUAUUCAUCUCCAACUCCAUUUUCGAACAAGACCCAUCAUAGAUUAUCGAUCUCAUCAAACAUUAAUGCUUCUAACAACAGCAAUCUCCCUCUUGCAAGCAAGAUUAUAGUCAGAAACCUAUCUUUUUCGACAAGUCAGAGUCAUCUAGUGAGUGAGUUCUCAAAGUAUGGGCGGAUAGCUGAAGUAAAACUUGUCGAGGAUAAAGCUACGAAAAAGCCAAAAGGAUAUGCAUUCAUACAAUACACUUCACAAGAGGAAGCUAUGCUUGCUUUAGAAAGCAUGGACCAUCAGUUUUUUGACGGUAGGACACUGUUUGUUGACAUUGCGAAGCCCAGGAAGUCCGAUUUUGGUGAUUAUCCGAAAGCCUCUGGCCCUCCUCAAGAACAUAUGGUGAUAGAAGGUGCUAAUAAUGACUAA